ACAUCACUGCGCCGCUCUGCAAAGGGCUCCAGCAUGGUCCUCAGGCUUCUGCUCCUCCUUGGCGGGCUGCUUAGGGCCACCGAGACAGCACCCCGCUGUGAAACCGGCCAGGAGACCCUCGGUCAGUGCCAAACAGUACAGAAAGCCAAAUGUGUGGCCAUCGCCUUAAGUUCUUGCUCUGAUGUUGCCUACACCCACACGAUGUACCCUAACCUCCUGGAUCAGAAGGCUCGGGAGGUGAUCGAGUACAGCUCCGAGUACCUGCUCAUCAGUGUGCUGCACAACCUGCUGCAAGGCGAAUGCAACCCGGACCUGCGCCUGCUGGGCUGCUCGGUGCUGGCCCCGCGCUGCGACAAGGACAAGGUCAUCAAGCCCUGCAGGCACGUCUGUGAGCACCUGAAAAGAAACUGCCUCCACGCCUUCGAUGCCAUAGACAUGGCCUGGCCUUACUUCCUCGACUGCGACCGCUUCUUCGCCGGGGAGCAGGAGGGCUGCUUUGACCCGCUGGCAAAGCUGCGAGGAGAAGUGAAUGCUGAGGAAGAAUUGCCUUCAGACUUGCCAGCCACUUUUCUUCAGUUCAAGCACCAUUCCUAUUCCCAAAUGGUGAGCACGUUGAAGAAGACUGCUUCUAAGUGCUCCCACAUUGCAACAACGUACAGCAUAGGUCGCAGUUUCGAAGGGAAGGAUCUCUUCGUGAUUGAGUUUUCGACCAAGCCUGGACACCAUGAGCUGCUCAAGCCAGAAUUUAAAUACAUUGGCAAUAUGCAUGGAAAUGAAGUCGUGGGGAAAGAACUGCUGAUAUACCUCGCUCAGUACCUGUGCUCAGAGUAUCUUCUUGGGAACCCUCGCAUCCAGACCCUGAUUAAUAACACCAGAAUUCAUCUCCUGCCUUCCCUCAACCCUGAUGGCUACGAAUUGGCUGCAGAAGAGGGAGCUGGUUACAAUGGAUGGGUCAUUGGACGGCAAACGGCUCAGAACUUGGACCUGAACAGAAACUUCCCUGAUUUGACAUCUGAGGCUUACAGAAGAGCCGAGAUCCGUGGGGCCCGCCUCGACCACAUCCCCAUUCCACAAUCCUACUGGUGGGGUAAGGUUGCCCCUGAGACAAAAGCAGUCAUGAAGUGGUUGAGAUCUAUCCCGUUCGUGCUCUCUGCCAGCCUCCAUGGGGGUGAGCUGGUUGUGACUUAUCCUUAUGACUACUCCAGACAUCCUAUGGAGGAAAAAAUGUUCUCCCCUACACCUGAUGAGAAGGUGUUUAAAAUGCUGGCCAGAGCCUACGCAGAUGCACACCCUGUCAUCUCGGACCGCUCCGAACUCCGCUGCGGGGGCAACUUUGUAAAACGUGGAGGUAUUAUAAAUGGUGCUGAGUGGUACAGCUUCACUGGAGGUAUGGCAGAUUUUAAUUACCUUCACACAAACUGCUUCGAAGUGACCGUGGAGGUAGGAUGUGAAAAGUUUCCCUUGGAAGAAGAGCUCUUUACAAUCUGGCAUGAAAACAGAGGUGCCCUGCUGAGUUACAUGGAGAUGGUUCAUCGUGGCAUCAAAGGAAUUGUGUCUGAUAAGUUUGGCAACCCAAUAAAAAAUGCCCGGAUUUCAGUCAGGGGCAUCAGGCAUGACAUCACCACAGCUGCUGAUGGAGACUACUGGCGACUGCUGCCUCCAGGGACAUACAUGGUGACUGCCCAAGCAGCAGGGUACAGCCGGGUGAUGAAGAAGGUCACCAUCCCUGCCAAGAUGAAACACGCUGGGCGCGUUGACUUUGUGCUGAGGCCCGUUGAGGGCUGGCCCAACAAGCUCCUCCGCCGCUCAAUGGAAGACAACCCCUAUGACCCACUGGAACUUUUUGACCCUCACACCCAACAUGGGCAGCCUGAGGCUCGAGGCAGGUCAUCAGUGGGCAGGGAGAAGCCUUGGUGGUGGUCUUACUUCAGCUCUCUAGACCUGCACAAACCUCUGUGGCUGCUGAAGCAGCGUUGAAUGGCGUCGCGGUGCUCUGCUCACCUGUCUCUGCUACCCUUGCGCCCGACUCCAGAUGUCUUUCUUCACUGCUCUUGGCAAUGUUUCAACCUGUUUCAUCUGCAAACACAAAGUGAAUUCAGGCACACUUUCCCCUUUCAUUCUCUCUUCACAGCUUGCCUAUGGUGGAGUGGUUUCCUGUAUUAAAAGCCAUGCACACCCGUUCA
Molecule: messenger RNA, 2183 nt
Organism: Pogoniulus pusillus (Red-fronted tinkerbird)
Lineage: Eukaryota; Metazoa; Chordata; Aves; Piciformes; Lybiidae
Gene: CPZ
Product: carboxypeptidase Z
Exons: 11
Coding region: 34-1977 (647 amino acids)
Biological process (GO): peptide metabolic process; protein processing
Molecular function (GO): metallocarboxypeptidase activity; protein binding; zinc ion binding
Source: RefSeq, a predicted model, not a curated record